Biomphalaria glabrata is the source of this 9608-nucleotide messenger RNA. RefSeq names its product ecdysone-inducible protein E75-like. NCBI's taxonomy places the organism in Eukaryota, Metazoa, Mollusca, Gastropoda, Planorbidae. Bases 466 to 1638 code for a protein of 390 amino acids. Gene Ontology annotation, biological process: negative regulation of transcription by RNA polymerase II; hormone-mediated signaling pathway; cell differentiation. The transcript is spliced from 10 exons. Gene Ontology annotation, molecular function: nuclear receptor activity; zinc ion binding; RNA polymerase II cis-regulatory region sequence-specific DNA binding. The record is from RefSeq and is a predicted model, not a curated record.
AAAAAAAAAUCCAAACUUUGCAGGCAGCUCUGUCGCAACGCAGGCGCCUCGUUUCACACGGAGAAUCUUAUUGGUUCGUGCGAUUAUUGUUGUUGUUUUUUUCCCUUCUGCUUCACUGUAGAUAAAGUCUACCAAGAGUUCUCUCACGAUCUUAAUCUAAUUGAUUUAUAUAGAUCUAUAUAGACCUAGAUACAACCUAGAUCUUAAGAAAACAAACCGUGAUUUCUUAUGGGAAUAGUGGUAACUUGGAUUAUACGCCUUUGAUAGUGACGUAGGUGGACCUACUGUAGCCUGCAAAGUUUCGGAAAAUAAAACAGAAAGACUGUUGUCGGUGGAUCUGUUAAUGGACGCGUAAGCAAUUCUUUUAGUUGAGCUUUUGUGCAUAACAACUACAGAGGUCUGUGCGGUAUGAUUGCAGUGUUCCAUUGACCAAAGCUAUACAAAUAAUAAAGUCAAGCUCUAUGAAUGGAAAAAAAAAUUAAACAGCCCAAAAGCAGCAUAAAGAACAAAAACUUGUUCCCUAAAAAUGUGAACCUGGGAGAAGGUCAUAUACUGUGCAAAAUCUGUGGUGACAAAGCCUCUGGAUUUCACUAUGGAGUCUUUUCCUGUGAAGGUUGUAAGGGAUUUUUCCGACGUACCAUACGUCACCAACUCACAUAUAAACCCUGUGAUACGCCAAGUCAGUGCCUUAUAAUGCGAAUCAGUCGAAACCGGUGCCAGUACUGUAGAUUACAGAAAUGUAUUUCCUUGGGGAUGUCCCAUGAAGCUGUUAGACUAGGGAGAUGUCCCAAGAAAUCUAGGCCAUCAAGUAACAGCUUCUUUCGAUUGCCACAGACACAGCAAGGUCAUGUUGAUCUGGACAGACAGUUAAAGACAGAACAAAUGGUGUUGUAUGUCCAUGAAGCCUACAAGUAUUCAAUAAAACUGUUUGAAGAGUGCCAGCCAUUUAGCAAUAGAUGUGAUGAGAUUCUGAGAUGUGAUCAUACAAAUUUCCCCACAAUUUUUUUUACACAAUAUGUUCCCUCCAUCGUCAUGUUCAUUACCACACUUGCCAAAAAGAUUCCUCAGUUCCUGGAUGUUAGUCAAGAAGACCAGAGAGCUUUAAUAAAAGGUUCCAUUCUAGAGAUUGCUUUUCUAUAUGAUGCAACACAUGUCAAGCUGAUCCAAGACUGGUGGACAAAUACAAAGUUGAAAUUUUCUAUAUCACGCUCACAUUUAGAACAAAUGUCUUUCAUUGGUAAAAUUAUUGAAAAGUUCUGGAGUCUAAUGGAAAAAGUUCAUAAAAUGGCUUUAACAGAUGUUGAGAUGUCUUUAAUCUGUGCCCUGUUAAUCUUUAGUCCAGAUCGGGAAGGUUUGACAACCAUCAGGUACUUAGAAAAUUUGGAAACAGAACUGGCAAUGGCAUUAAAAUGCCAGUUGAUCCUAAACCACAGUGACCUCCCUUACAUCUUUGUUCACCUCAUCGAUAUUAUUAUUGAACUCAGAGGUGUCUCAGCUCUCUACCUCGAGGCUGUACUGGAAUCUAAGGUGGAUAAGUCCACCCCUUCACUUUCUAAUAUUUAUGCUGAGACUGAGGAGGAAACAGAAACUGCCUUUAAAAGCCCAUUUUUUGGCCAAGCCAAUCUGAUCAGGACAUAAGGAAUCAUUGUGUGGAAAAAAAACAAGUUGUGUAUUUUUGUGGCCUUUGGUUAUGCAGCAUUUUUUUUGUUUUUGUUUCAAAAAAAAAUUAUCAUGGGUAUUUCUUGUGUUGUAUGUGAGAAUAGUUGUAACAGAAUAUGUUUUGAUGCAUUCAACUAAAUGAAUGAAUACUUUUCAUGAAGCGGGUAUAAAACUGAUCUUAAAAAAAAAUGUUUGGCUUUUAACAUAAGCCUUUCAACCCUACAUAGAACAUAAACUGCAUUUCGAUGUUCACCUCUAUACAUGAUGAAGCUCAGACUGAUUAUCAAUGUCACCUCACCUUCAAAAUAAUAGAAGUUUUGUUAGAACUUUAAACCUGUCACAUUUCAAUUAAUCGCCAAAAUUCAGUCUACCAUCUAAUUCAGUGCUGCACAAACUAUGGCCCAUGGGCCAUAACCUACCUUAAAAACUUAUGUGCACGAUGCAUAUAAAAGACAUAGACAUAGAGAAUCAAUUCCAUAAAACAACUUGAUUUUUGUCUAUAACGUGGCUAAGGACACUUGUUAAAACUUCAUAUGAAAUGGCCCCCAUGCCAAAAAAGGUUGUGCAUCACCGACCUAUAUAUUUGUGCCUCAUUAAUUGAUCUUUAUUAAUAGCUUCUAAAAUAUGUUUUUGUUCAAUCUGUUAAGUUAUGUUGCAACUAAUUAUAUUUGAAAAAAGACAUGAACGAAAUGAAAACAAGUCAACUUUUAUGAAUGUGAAAUGUUUACCUAUUAUAUUUUGUGAGUCUUUAUUUGUUAUUUUUUAAUAUAUGAAAUAAUUGGUAAUUUUGUUUCAAGGUAAUUGCUAAUUUUGCUAGGCCCUUUAAAAGAACUGUAGCUCUUAGACCAGAGGCAGCCUUAUGGGGUUGCAAGUGGGGCUACCGUCCCAGGCCCUGUAGCUGAGAUGGGGCCUAUUAUAUGGAGAUUGUUUAUCGCCAUCUGCCUAUCAAACAAAAAUUGCAUCUUAUCUAAUGUACCAUAUUAAUACACAAUUUGUUAAUUUAAAAAAAAAACAACAGUCGACCUAACAUACACCUUUUAGGCAUUGUUGAAGCUUUUCUAAAAUUUAUAAAUAUUGCCAUCACAGUGAAAGCUUUCAGCAUAAUUUGCUUUAAAUUUAGGCAUGUGACAUUCGCCCAGGCCCUGCAAACAACUAAGACUGCCUCUGCCUAGACUCUGAAUAAGUUUAAGAUUUCACCAAAACAUCUCGUAUUUUCAGUGCUAAAUUUAUCUAAAGGCUAUAUAAGCUAUAGCUUAGGGCCCCCACUUGCUUAGUGUCCCCAAAAAAUGGUCGCAGGGAUAUUUUCAAUAAUUUUGGAGAAAUAGCAAACAAUUAAUUUACCUAUCUUUCCAUUCUGUCCAUUCGUUGUCUUUUUUUUCAUUUACUGACUGCAACAUUCACUAACAUUCCCCUACUUUAUAGCUAAAAAUACAAAUACAACAGGAGAAAUUCAUUACAAAAAAUUUUAGUGCAAUUACAUUAGGAUCUAGCUGAAUAAAAAUUUGGCUAAGAACAUGCGUACUUAAUUUAAAUUUAAGUCUAUAGACACCAAUUUAUAGCAAACAAAAUUUAUCUAAACUGUUAUACUUUGGUUGGUCUGCAUUUGAUGACAGAUGAAAGUAAAAAUACCAUCAAGUUAUAUAUAGAGAAAAGAAAAUAUCUGAACCUCAAUGUAAUGCUAAAAUCCUAUUUCAAAGGUUCUAAAAAAAUGUGAAAACAAAUUUUCUUUAGAAAAUAUAAACAAAACAAAUAAAAAAUAAGAAGCCUACUUAGGCCACUAUUAAUUUCAUUGAUAAUUGUACAUGGGUGUGCCCUGGCAAUCUUUGGUUUUACAUAGAUCUUUUAUUUAAGCUUAUUGGGUUUUAGGGAAGUCUAUGGUCUAUGUGAACAAUUUUUUUUUUUUAAAUAUGAAUGUUAUUUAUCUCUGCCAUGUUUUUUGCUUACUCCAGGUAUAUACAUAGCAAGAAUUUUUUGUCUGAAUUAUUAAUGUCAUUAUGUUGGCUAGAAUGUUUCAGGCUCAACUCAGAUAUUAAAUCCAGUGUAUUUUGUUGUUCAAUAAAUAUAUAAAUUAAUUAAAACCAACAAGCAAACAUAACACCUUGGGGACAAUGAUUGUUUUAAAAAAAUAAAGAAGAUUAAACUUUUUAUUGUCUUAUUAUUUGAUGUGACAUGUUAUGACUAUUGUUGGUUGCCUAGUAUGUAUUUAUAUUAAAAUGUUUAACUUGCUAGAGUGUUCUCUUCUUUGCUAUUCUUUGAUAAGUUUUUGAGUUAAUUUUAUUUUAAUUCUAAGAGCAGUUGUGUGUUACAUUAUUUAUAUAACAGCAAUGUUUAAUAUUUGAAAAAGUUUUCUCUCUAACUAAAAUGCAGAUGUAAACUUUGUAGGUUUUUUUUCCUUCAAUGUUUUUCUUAUAUAUAUAUAUAUAUAUAAAAACAAGAAAAAUGUUUAUUCUGUUCAUUUUCUUUUUUAUUUAAAGCACACAAAAAAUGACUUGAUUGACCUAGGAACAUGCAUAGAACAUAAUCAUCUUCUUUUUUGAAGUAAUGUCUGUAUUUUAUAAGAUAAGAACAUCUCUUGAAUUUUACUUCUAAAAUAAAGUUGUUAAAUUUUUUGUUUCCCUUAUUGUGACAUUAUUGUAUCUGAAAAAAAAAAGGGGUUAAAAUUAUUUUCCACAUUAUGUGGAGAGAAAACAAUAUUACAUGCACAAUGAUUUCUCUAACAUUAUUUAGGGUAUCUGUUAAAUAGAUUAUGUAAAUAAGUGCAGAGCUCUAUAAUAAGAGGUUUCAUUGGUUUUAUCGUUACAGUCCUAAUGCCAAAGUUAAGUGGUGGAGUUUCUGGCUCUGAAAUGGUAGAGGUUUGGUUCACAUUGUAUAGUGUUACCAUCCUUCAAUCUCCCCCAGUAUGACCCAUUCUUUUACAUGGGGUAAUAGCUUCUCAUUCAUGUUAUGUAACCACCCAAUUUCAUGGUAAGAUAGCGGGAAUGGUGAAACCUGGAGUAAAUAAUUUAAUCCAUUAAUGUCAAAAGUUAUUUUCUGAUUUUGUACAUUUUUUUUUUUUUGAAUUUUUUUUAAAAGUUCAUUAGUGGUAGCAAUAGAGCACAAUUGUUUUAACAUGUUUAGUACUGGAAGAAAUUAUUAUAUACACAUGUUAGAAGUGAAGUGAAGCAUAAUCUAAGAAAAGUUAUAAAUGGAAACUUUUAAGGAGUAGCAUCUUUGGUAGUCUCACCUAGAAAUGGCUGUGAUUACUUGAUAAUAAAAUAAUCUGGCAAUGUAAUUCUACAACUUUGUAAAAUAUUCAUGAUUAUCUUUGGAAAUGUAAGCACAGUACCUAACUCCAAUAUCUUUUGUUACAACAAUGAAAGUACAGCAAGCCUUAACCCACGACUGAAUCAUUUCUUUUUUAACUGAUUUCCAUUCCAUCUUACAUUCCAUCAUAUGUCAGAACUACUAUUUGUUUGGCCCAGUGUUAAACACAGACACAGUAGCCUAAUCAACAAUGUGAUAUUUUACAAUAGCCUUAAAAUCUCUAAAAGUGCCAAGUGCUUGUUAUACUUAUGAUUCUAAAGCUGUAAUUUAAUUUUUUGUAAAUUAACUUAUUUGAUUGUGCAUUUUUCUAAAUUAAAAAGAAGACAAGAGCAAAGUCCCUUGACUUAUAAUUUGCAUAGUUAUUUUUGUAGCCAGAGUCACUAGAUGUUUUACACCCAACUAUGAACUGAAUUUCUUAUUCAUUUCACACUUCCAUCCCCUUUAAAAUGUUUUCCUUUCUCUUUUUUUUUAUUUACUCACCAUAAUAUUCACUAACACUCCCCUACUGUAGAGCUAAAAGUACCCCCUUUCAGGCCUUCCUAUCAAUAUGGCAGAUGAUGUAUAGAUCAUCUUUUUCUAUGGCCAAUGGUUAACGAGGAUGUCAUGUAGCCACCAGAAUGACCAACUGACUUCUACUUUUCCCUAAAAAAUCCUGAAAUUUUAAAGUCCCAGUCUUCAUCAAGAUUCUAACCCAUGACACCUCGGAUCAGUAGCCAAGCACUUUAUCACUCAGCCAUUAGGCCACCAUGUUCUACAUUUAUUACUGCCUAUCACAAAUUGCUUAGAGUGUGUUCUUUAUUUCAAUCUGCUUUAUCUGUUGUAUGUUUAGUUUCUAAAGAAGUUAGCUAUUCUGUUUAGGCUUAAUGCUGCUGGUUAUUGUUCUUUUGAUCCAUAAACAUUUUUUUGUUAUAUGCAUAAAUAUAAUGCUCCUAUGCAUAAUGUAAAAGUUUUAUUUUAUCUGACAGUGGUGGCACCGUGGACAGCUCAUUCAUUUAUUCAUUAAUGAUUCAAGGCUCAUUUCAAGAAGGGUAAGAUGAGAGCCUGGGCGUUGGCUAUGAUCAGAAUAGUGUCACCCCCACAACAACUCAUUCCUCUCUGUUCAUUGGUUGGGUCCAAAGGAACAGUAAUAGACAAUACAGUUUCUGGUCAGCAGGACUGCAGGGUCGCUCAUAGUGUAACAGUCUCCAAGGGUCCAGAUUUGUUCUCAAGGUUGACUCCAAAUGCAUUACCAUCGUCAGGGUUUAGCUGCAAGUAGCUUUGUGUUUACUGUUCUUUUUUUUUUUUUUUUUUUUUUUUUUUUUUUUUUUUUUUGAAAACCAAACGUAAUGUCAUGCUCUUCUCCUGUAGUUAACCAAGGAAGCAUGCCACUACUGUCAGAGUGGGAGAGUGAUGUCAAACAAGAUAUUUAUAAUUUAAUUGUGCAUUUUAUUUUUUUUUCUUUUGGAUUGAAUUAUAUAUUUAUAUAGGCUGUUUCAUUUCAACUUUGUUUUAUUUAUUUUUUUUCAAAAGAAACAUCGAAUUUCUUAUUCUUCAUAUCAGCCUGUGUUUAUUAUCACAUCAUAUUGAAGAUAUUUAUUUAUAAUUCACAAUUAUUUUUUGUCAUUAUUGUGAACAGAUGUUUUCCAUAUAUUGAACAAUGAUAUGUGAUCUUAUUAUGUUAUUGUUUUAUUGAAAAAAAAAAAAAAGAAUUCAUUUUAUUACUUUGCUCAAUAAAACUAUUUCAAGGUUGCCAAUCUGAUGACAUUCAUAUUACUGAAAAAUGUUUUAAAACUGCAGCAUCUUAAACUUUUUCAUGGCCACAUAUUUAUAAAAUUGAUUUAUGUUUUUAAUUGUAAUACUAGCAUGUUGUCAUUUCUGUCUUGCGUGGGAUAAAGACAUUUCGGAGAAUUGUCCACUAUGCAUUUAGAACAUUUGUUGUGAUCCUUUCUUUUUUCCAUAAAGCCUGUAGUUUGGGAAUUAUUGUACUGAAGGUGUUUUAAAAAAAAAUUAUCGUGAUGUUUGAAAAUGUUCUUUUUUUCUUUAAACUCUAUUCAUGCAAUUUGAUCUGACAUAUUUUUAAACAUUCUCUGCAACAUUCUGCUUGUCCUUAACCCUUAAAUUGCUAUUUUUUUUUACAAUAAGUGAAUACAUAAUGAAAUAACAAUCCUUGUGUUUAGAGGUUAAACUACCAUAUGCAUCUAAAGGGUUAAAAACAUUUUAUGGGCCUACAAUUGAUGAAAUUUAUAUGAGAUAUUAGAUUAUAAAUACUUUUAUUAAAGCGAUUCAAACUGUUUGUUUGGACACCAUUGUGAUAACUGGUAGGCGAAAGUGACACUAAUUGCUUUCUACAGAAAAAAAAUUUACUGGUAACAUUUCAAGAAAAAAAAAAAAAUGUUUAUAAAACAAAAAAAACACAAGAGACAAAUAAGUGUUACAUAAUCAUAAACAACAUAUAAAAUUAAAUAAAAAUCAGGUAUCAGUAUUUAUAUUAACAAUCAGUCCUUGUGCUAGUCUCUUGAGCUCCAGUUGUGGUCGUGCGGUUAUCGCGCUGGACUGUUGUUCAGAUUUAUCGAUGGUCCUGGGUUCAAACCCUGACCGCUCCCAUCCCCCAUCAUCCUGCGGGAGAUUUGGACUAGGAAGUAAUUAUCUUCAACUCUGAAGGAACAUCAGAAACAUGUAAAACAAAACAACUAACGGAGUGAAAUCCAAUAUGCCUUGUGGAAAAAAAAAUUAGCAGUGAAGAAGUCAUUUCACAAAUUGUUAGCACUGAAGAAGUAGUCAUUCCACAAAUUUUCUCCAUAAAAAUAGUGAAUCUUUAAUUUCAUUCAUUGCACAAAAUUUGGUCUAUUUGUUCCGAUAUUAAGUGUCAGGUUUUUAUAAUUUAAUCAUCUUUUCUGCCAUCUCUCCUCUACAAGGAAGUGCUCUCUUGUAUCCAUUCCUAAUCCUUCAUUCUUUAUCUGUGUCAUAAUUGACUCCAAGAUUUAUGAUUUAAUGUUGACUAUUUUAUUUUGUUUUGUUUCUUGAUGCAAAAGUGCUAGGCUUCUUAGUAUCUUACAUUGUGAACCUUUUUGAUUUGUCUGUAACUACAAAUGUGGAGUUCUGUCCUAACAUUACCCUCUUUCACAUCUAGCUCUGUUUUAGGAUAGGGGAGGGGUAGAAAGGUUAGGCUAGGAUUUUUAUUAUUUAACUUUUAUACCACCAAUCUUUUAUGGAACAUAAAAUGAUUAAAUAGUCAUUGUCCUAAUACUCCUUGAUUACGCGGAAACGUACAUCCUACCAUACAAAAACUGACUGUAACCUAUGCUUCUUAUAGUCCAAUUAGUCAUCAUGAUGAUAUGAAUAAUUAAUUAGAAGUACAAACAGUUGAGAAUCAUGAAUUCAUGAUACAUUGACUAGCCUUAAGUAUUUGAUUCAGAGGAUGUACAUUUAUUCCAGGGAGAUAAUAAUAUUAAAUUCCAAAAAAAGAGUUACCAUUAGUAGUUGAUUUAAAAAAAAAAUAAAACCUAUAUAUUUCGGUAUACGACAGUAAAGACAUAAAAGUUAUGACUAACUAGAUCUACAUUGUUAUUUGUUGUUCGGAAAGCUUAAAUUGUCAUCCCACUGAUAAUAUCAUUUUUCAAAGCUGAAGUAUGCAAAAUUUGAUACACCGGCCGUUUCUAGAUUUAGUAUAAUUAUGUUAUAUUCUUAUCUGAAAAUUUAGAAAAUAAAAUAUACAUUAUCACAGUCAAUAGGUGUAUACCAUAUCAAAUAUAUUGUUGGAUUGAAUGGUACAAAGCAAGACUGCCAGAGUCUUAUUCUAUAACUGUAUAGAAAUUUGAAGGGUUUAAUUUCAAAUAAUAUUUAUGGGCUCUGUUACGGCUCACAACCCUUUGAAAAAAAAAAUGAAGUAAGCUUAAUUAGUCAUUUCUUAGAUUACAUUGUUAACUUAAGAAGCGCAAUAAAAUAUGGACUUCUCGACCUGGUCUAAUCAGUGUAUUUCCUAUUUCAAAGCACAAUACAAAUGGAAAGUUUGUGUUAUGCAUUUCAACUGCUAAAGCAGUGUUUCUCAAACACUUAUGCGCCCCCCCCCCCUUCCCUGCUAGCUUCGAUAUAGGGGAGCAUUGUAAGCUCACACAGUGCGGUUCAGGAAGAUUUUACCAAGAAUGCAAUGAAACAUGACACAUAAAUAUAGCAUAAUUUGAGAAACGUUGUAGUAGCGUUUAAUUAUUUAUUCUAAUGAUGUGUUAUUAUUAAUUUAAAAGUUACCUUUUCUUUCAAAUAUCGUCAGCUAUAUGCUAUUUAAAACAAACAAAUUAUUAAGCACUCAAAAAAUUAAGUAACGCAGAUUCGCUUAAUAACUCUUCCAUUAUUAAGCGUCAUAAACCGCUAACCGUACACCUGCCGUGUAAUUUAUUUGCACAGAUAAGAAUAUUUAUGUGUCUGCACUGCUGCACAUAUAGGUUAUAAAUUAAUAGUAAAUAGGGUUGUCGUUCUUUUCACGUAUUUCUGAUGUUGUCACCAAAAUCGUUUGCUCACACGAGUGUUUUCCCCUUUUGGUUAAUGUUCUACUUGCAGUGGAUACAGCAUGUUCCGCUUUGCCCAGGCUAUGAUGGUUUAUUGUGAUGUUGUCAUUGUUUAUGAUAUUAUGUCAUUGUUAUUUGAAAAAUAAAAGGAAAUAUUAUGCUUUA